This is a messenger RNA of Sodiomyces alkalinus F11, 693 nucleotides long. RefSeq lists its product as hypothetical. NCBI's taxonomy places the organism in Eukaryota, Fungi, Ascomycota, Sordariomycetes, Glomerellales, Plectosphaerellaceae. The coding region runs from base 1 to 693 and encodes 230 amino acids. The record is from RefSeq and is a predicted model, not a curated record. The transcript is spliced from 4 exons.
AUGCAUCAUCGUCCCCACUACCUGGGACCACCCGAGUCGCAUACCAAGCAGACCGUUCGUCUCACGAAUCGACCCUUGGCAAUCUUUUAUCGCCUUAUUUCGCACGGCGGGACGGCGUCGGGGUGGCUACAUCUCCCGACUGCCUAUCCAUGUAACAUUCCCGUCCUCUGCCCGCGCACGUUUCGCUUCUCGUACGAGACGCCAACAACAACCGGAAGAGAAGGACGACGAUUCAACCCCACCUUCGUUCGUUCUGGAAAAUUCCCCGAGAUUAUUUUUGAUUUCCCUUUUCCUCGUUCACUGCUCCACGGAUCCUACACGUACGGAGUAUGGAGUAUCCGUACUUCCAGCUCCCCUCCUCUCCACGAAACGAAACAACCGGGCAAUCCGGCUGCAACCGGGAGCAUAAGCGGCGGGUUCAUCAGCUAUCGGUGUCCUUCGCGCCCCCCACCCUGCCCGAAGACCAAUGAUUCGAAGCGUCUCGCAAUAACCAACCGAAGCACGAAUGAAAGCGGUCAUCUUCACAAGCCAAAAUCCACCAACUCACCAACCCACCGGCUUGGGUCCCCUAUGUUCUUCAUCUGCAAAGCAGCUAGUCGGAGGAGGAUGGUCAAGGAUGGCUCGAAGGAUGCCCCUCCCUGGCCCUCCCACUGCCGCCUGAUGGUCGUGCAAUUGCAAUUGCCUGCACUAUGA